Molecule: messenger RNA, 936 nt
Organism: Penicillium oxalicum
Lineage: Eukaryota; Fungi; Ascomycota; Eurotiomycetes; Eurotiales; Aspergillaceae
Product: DUF3431 domain-containing protein
Exons: 3
Coding region: 1-936 (311 amino acids)
Source: RefSeq, a predicted model, not a curated record
AUGAGGUUAUCACUCCGAGUUGCUUCGGUCGCGGCGCUGAUCCUGGUGGCCUUUUUCUUCCUCGGCCGUCAAUUGGGAGGUGUCCAAACUCCCAAGUCGUUCUGGCGUUUCGACACCACCUCCUAUCGCGCCUCCCCACGCCCGCCACAAUCAGACGUCUCGCGCCGCAAAUGGGGUCUAGGCACGGACAAGUCGAAUGUUCUCACAUACCAAAACACCCCGAUCGACAUUCCCAAUGAAGGAAUCAUUGUGAUUGGCAAGCGCCGCGAAGAAGAUACCGCAUGGGUAUCCGCCGAAUUGGCCGAUUGGCGCAACUUCAUUUAUACCGUUGACGAUCCCAGCGCCAAGGUGCACACGCCCAAGAAUAAGGGUCGCGAGGCCUUGCCGUAUCUUCAAUAUAUUGUCGACCACUAUGACGAUCUUCCCGCUGUAAUUGCCUUCCUGCACCCGCACCGCGACGGCUGGGCCGCCGGCUGGGAUAUUGAAACGCUGGACAACAACAACGUCGAAUCCUUGCGCGCUUUGCGCCGCGACUAUGUCCAGUCGGAGGGAUUCGUGAACCUGCGUUGCCAGUUGACGCCAGGGUGCCCCGCGGAGAUUCAACCAUUCCGCAACCCUCCCAAGCCCGGCAACACGGGUGAAAAACACUAUGCGAAAGCGUGGAAGGCCCUCUUUGGCAACGACGAUGUUCCCAAGGAGGUCGGCGCGCCCUGCUGCUCGCAAUUCGCCGUGUCACGGGAUCAGGUGCUUCAGCGACCGUUUACCGACUACAAGCGCAUGUACGACUGGGUCCUGAACAACGAUCUGCCAGAUGAGGUGACUUCCAACAUCAUGGAGUAUUCGUGGCACAUCAUUUUCGGCAAGGAACCUAAAUUCUGCCCGGACACCUUCCAAUGUUACGCGAACGUCUACGGCGAGGAAGUGAUUGUCGAAUAG